Oncorhynchus nerka (sockeye salmon) is the source of this 4560-nucleotide messenger RNA. RefSeq names its product transforming growth factor, beta 5 (gene tgfb5). The transcript is spliced from 7 exons. Gene Ontology annotation, molecular function: cytokine activity; transforming growth factor beta receptor binding; growth factor activity. Lineage: Eukaryota; Metazoa; Chordata; Actinopteri; Salmoniformes; Salmonidae. Gene Ontology annotation, biological process: regulation of cell population proliferation; transforming growth factor beta receptor signaling pathway. Gene Ontology annotation, cellular component: extracellular region. The record is from RefSeq and is a predicted model, not a curated record. The coding region runs from base 900 to 2192 and encodes 430 amino acids.
GUUUCUCUGUCUCUCGUUCUGUCUGUUGCUUUGUCUGUCUGUCUCUCUCUUUCACACACACCUUGCAUUGCACACUGAAGUUACUGUCCCACAGCUCUGGAUGAUUUAUUUUUCUUGCCAAGAAAUGAAAGAGUGGCAUCAGACCUUUUUGCUGUAGUGGAUCGUUUUUUCCCCUCUGAUAUCCACAUCAGAAGAAUCAAGAGGAUUAGAUUUUUCUUAAUUUUCUAAGGAUGGGACUGUACCAACGCUUACCCUAAGCUCUAUAAUGUAUUUAAACUUUUCUGGAGGAGUUUUAUUUUUCGGGAGUACAAAUAUUUCUUCCAUGGAGGAUUUAAUCAUAUUCUAACUUGUAUGUAGUGUGAAAGAAUUUGACGAGCCAACCAUGCUGAUUGGUUUACAUCUCAACAUUUUCUCAAAAUGUUUGUAAAUUCAUAGCCCAUGACUAUAAUUUAUUUAACCAGUGAAGUAACCCUUAUAGCAGGAAUCUAUAGCAUUCAGUUCCGAUAAUAAAAAAUACAAAUAAUACUUAUGGGCAGUGAUUUUUUCUUUCAUUUGCUCAGAGGCUGUCAGAGAAGAACAUGAACAAACAUACACUUUCCAAAUUAUUUGAUAGAACGUUGCAAUGUAAGACAUGGGCUGAACUCUUAAAUUGACAUUACAUGUUUGUCAUUUAGCACUCUUAACUUGUAAUUGUAUUUCUUUUUCACUAUUAUUUGGCAGAUUGUUUUCGGGUUUUUUACGUGUUAGAAGUUUUUCAAACGUAAAUUCUCUGUUAAUAAAGUUUACACUCUGGGAGUUGCUAAAACAUUCGCCAGUGCGCAUUGGAUUCCACACAGGUCCUCAGUGCGCAUUGGACUGCACCGGACAGACACAGACUGAAAGAUUCCUGAAGAUUUCAUAUGGAGCCGAGUGAGUCCGUUCACCAAUCUGACCACCGGACUAUGUGGCUGACCCACCUCGCCUUGCUGCUGCUCCGGCUGGCGGUGUCCGCGGAGGGGCUCUCCACCUGCCAGUCAUUCAGCCUGGAUGAUCAGAAGUCCAAGCGCAUCGAGGCCGUUCGCGGUCAGAUCCUCAGCAAGCUCCGCUACCGGAGCCCACCGGAGCCCCCCGCACCGAGCCCACAGCCCGAGACUGUGCCCGCUGAGGUGAUGCUGCUCUACAACAGCACUCGGGAGCUGCUGAAGGAGCGUGCGCGCCAGGCCGAGUCCGCGUGCGACCGGGAGAGCAGCGAGGAGGAUUAUUAUGCAAAAGAGGUUCAGCGCAUAGACAUGCUUCCGCAGCGCACAGACAUCAAUGCAGUGAACCCUCCAGUCCCCAGCCCAUAUUACAGAGUGGUGGGAUUCGAUGUGAGUGGUGUGGACAGGAACUCCAGCACCCUGGUCAAAGCUGAGUUCAGAAUCUACAGAGCAGCCAACCCCCAGGCCCGCACCUCAGAGCAGAGAGUAGAGAUCUAUCAGGUGAUAGAGCCAGAAGAGCCAACAGGCCCCUCGCAGAGAUACAUCGAUUCCAGAACUGUUCGCCCACGGACCAAGGGGGCGUGGCUCUCUGUGGAUGUCACUGACACUGUGAAGGACUGGCUGGCUCAUAAGGAGAGGAACCUGGGUUUGAAGCUGGGUGUUCACUGUCCAUGCUGCACCUUCGUUCCCUCCACCAACAGCAUUGUGUUCAAUAAGAGUGAGGAGCUGGAGACACGCUUCGCAGGUCUGGAUGAUGAGCUGCUUCAGCAGCAGGUGCGGAAGCCGGGGGCUAAGGGCCAGGUAGAGUUUAGUACCAAGACCCCCCACCUCAUCCUCACCCUGCUGCCCAGUGACAGGGUAGACAACCCGGGCAAAAAGACCCGCAAGAGGAGGGCUGCUGCAGACACCACCACCUGCUCCAGGAAUUCAGGCGCGGGCUGCUGUCUGCGAUCUCUCUACAUCGACUUCCGCCGGGACCUGAACUGGAAGUGGAUCCACGAGCCGAAGGGCUACAAGGCCAAUUUCUGCUCUGGCAGCUGCCCAUACCUCUGGAGCGCUGACAACCACUACAACAUGAUCCUGCCACUGUAUAACAAGCUGAACCCUGAGGCGUCGGCAUCUCCGUGCUGCGUACCUCAGGACCUGGAGCCUCUGACCAUCGUGUACUUCAUGGGCCGAACGCCCAAGGUAGAGCAGCUCUCCAACAUGGUGGUCAGGUCCUGCAAGUGCCGCUGACGCAGGGGCCCAGCGACGGGAGAGGGGGAAGGAGGAGGAAAAGAGCUGGACAAAACAACGACUACUUGUGCUCCUCAAGCAAAAAGGACAGACUGACCCUCUCUGUCUAUAUAUUCAACCCUUCAUUUCACUUCCAGUCGGAGUCUGGCACAGGCUGGUUUCUUUUCAAAUCUCACAAGUAUGAAACUGAGAAAUUGUCUUCAACUCUGGGUCUUUUCCCCACUUUCAUAAGGUCAAAAAUACUGUAAAUAUCUUAUUAAUUGAAAUAGCUUUAUUAAACUUUAUUUCACAUUUUCAAAAUCUGAUAUUAAAGUGUUUUGGUUGGAAAUACAAUGUGUGCUUGUUGCAUAAGAUUAUGUGAACUCCACCAAGUAGCUUUAGGCAGAGAUCUGUGUGCAUUUCCUAAAGGGAGACGAUUUUGAUGUGAACUGUUGAUGUGAGCUAGUUUUCCUUUGGGCUGAAAGAGGGAGAGAAGGAGAUGGAGAGAGAAAGAGGCUGAGAGAGGAUAGAAGAGAAAGAGGCUGAGAGAGAGAAGAGAAAAUGACAGCGCGAGAGAGGGGAGUGAGGAGAGGACAGAGAAGGAGAAAGAGCGAGAAAUAUGAGACGGGAAGCAAAAUAAAGGACAGAGUGAGGUUGUGUGUCCAGGCAGUAGAGGCCUCUAGCCAGCUCUCUGCGGUAAGGGCUGAAAUCUGCUGGCGUAAACAGGAUGUGAAAGAUUUCCAGAGCGACCACUCACGGAAUGCCAGAUUUAAACCCGUUCAGGGUUUGUGGUGAGAGGAGAGGAGGAAUGAAACAGAAAGGAGGUUUUCAAAGGAGAGACAUGGGCUGAUAGGCCCAAUUUGGAACACAUCCACAUUGGACGGUGGUAGCCAUUUUGUAGCCUUAGCAAAUGUGUAACUAUUAGGUCUGGCAUGGUAGGGCUUUGCACAGCUGUAACCACACUUUUUAUUUAUUUGUCAUUUACUUCUUACUUGAUUGCUGUUUGUAUAACAUGUUAAGGUCAUAUUGAUAACAUUGAUCCAGUCACACAAAUCAAAGUUUGGCCACGUUAACCACUUUUGAUAAGAUGCAUAAAAACUCUAAAUACAUCCACCCUGGAACUCAAAUUAUAUUUAGGCCUUCUGGUAUUUCAGUGGUUUGAGAGAGAGACUGCAGUGUUCUGUAUGUUUAUAUCUAGGCUCUGUGUACUGCUGUGGUUGACACUGAACCUAGAGAGAAACAGAGUGGGGUCUGUUCGGCUGCCAAGUCGGUCUGCUUUAUGCGCCAAACACAGAAAGGUGAUGAAAAAUAGAUAGUGCCUAGAGAGUCGGACAUAGUAACCAGACUGUACCCCCAUUAACCCUCUUCUCCUCCCCCAGUCCCUGUGAGCCUUUCUGGGGCCCCGCCCGUCCCUGUCCAGCCUCUCUGGGAAAAGGACGUGUGGCCUCUCUGUAAAGGGGAAGGAGGGGUGAGAGGACGUGAGGGGGGUAGACCCCUGAGUGGCUGGCAGGCUGCAGGACAGAGGUGUGGUGAGGUCCCACCCCUCCGUCCCCGGCUGUAAACCAGCCCAGCAUCUGUUAGUCCUUUCCACCUAACCACCCCUUACUAUAUUCAACCUGCACUUAUCCCAAAGUAACACUACUCUGGGUGUCUGAGUGUGUGUGUCUGGGUGAGUGCCUUUGAAACGGUGUGUAGUGUGUGUGUGUGUGUGUGUGCGUGCUUGAGUGUGUAGUAUGUGCACAUACAAUCUGACAUCCCUUCUAGCCCCACCCACACCUCUCCCCAAGGCCUCUCUACACAGUAUAUCAUGUUGUUAUCUCAUCAGUCUAUCAAACCUACAGUAUUGUAGGUUUGUAUAGGACUUUUCUUUAUUUAGAAAAGCACAAUUAUAUUUUAAAUACCAGUUUGGCACAUACACAUUCAGGGCAACAGAAGAGCGUCAAAACAAACAAGCUAUACAAGCAGAGUACUGAAUAUCCCACAUGCUGAAGGACAUUGGAUAUACAGGGACAUGGAUCUCUGACACCAGAUCUAAAUGGUUAUUAAAAAAAGUCCAUCCACUUUAGUGUCAUUUAAAAACGGUGUCUGAGGUUUGGGCUGAGCUCCAGUAGCAGACAGGACAGCAGCCUCUACACCUAUGCAGAGGAGCUGUUGUACUACCCUUGGUACUAUUUCUCAACCCAGUGAGUCUGACUUCACUGAGCUGAGACAGUUUAUAUAUUCUAUACCUGUGCUGCUGAAUACAUUCAUUGGUUUUCAUACAAAUAUUUCUCAAUGGUGACUGUGGUCCUCAGUCAGUGAGAUCUAAUAAAUGGUUGGCCUGGUCCACAUUGAUCUCCAGUAGAUAAGUCCAUCUGAGCUUUAAGGUCUGCUUCUCCUUUGAACACUA